Stomoxys calcitrans (stable fly) is the source of this 1220-nucleotide messenger RNA. RefSeq names its product eukaryotic translation initiation factor 6 (gene eIF6). Gene Ontology annotation, cellular component: preribosome, large subunit precursor; nucleolus; cytosol. Gene Ontology annotation, biological process: ribosomal subunit export from nucleus; assembly of large subunit precursor of preribosome; cytosolic ribosome assembly. Bases 283 to 1020 code for a protein of 245 amino acids. NCBI's taxonomy places the organism in Eukaryota, Metazoa, Arthropoda, Insecta, Diptera, Muscidae. The transcript has a single exon. Gene Ontology annotation, molecular function: ribosomal large subunit binding. The record is from RefSeq and is a predicted model, not a curated record.
CAGUGUUGGAAACUGUAAAGGUUUUGUUGUGAAAUUUAAAUUUCAUCAAAUUGCGAGAGAGAGAGUUUUGCAUUUACUCUCUUGUCUGCUCUUCAGUGUGUCAUUUAUUCAGUGUUGUUAUUAAAUUGGACCGCCUCGGCAUUACCACGUGAAGUGAAAAUACACUCAGUUUUCCUUUAAAAUACAUAAAUUGUUUCCCAAUUGAAUUUCAUAUCAAUUGGAAAGUUUAUCUGAAAGCGGAAGGACAAAUCAGCGUAGAUUUUAUUUUGGAAAAGCAUCAAAAUGGCUUUGCGUGUGCAGUUUGAAAACAACGACGACAUUGGCGUCUUCAGCAAAUUAACAAACUCUUAUUGUCUGGUAGCCAUAGGCGGCUCAGAAACAUUUUAUAGCAUUUACGAAGGUGAAUUAGCCGAGACGAUACCAGUUAUUCAUGCCAGUAUCGGAGGCUGCCGCAUUAUUGGUCGUCUUGCCGUUGGUAAUCGUAAUGGGCUUUUGGUGCCCAACUCUACAACAGAUGUGGAACUGCAGCAUUUGCGAAAUAGCCUACCAGAUGCAGUGAAAAUUCAACGUGUCGAAGAACGUUUGUCAGCGUUGGGAAAUGUCAUAGCCUGUAAUGAUUAUGUGGCUCUCGUACACCCGGAUCUGGACAAAGAAACAGAAGAAAUUAUAGGAGAUAUUUUAAAUGUGGAGGUGUUCCGUCAAACUAUAGCGGAUAACACACUUGUUGGCUCAUACACAGUUUUAAGCAACCAGGGUGGCAUGGUGCAUCCUAAAACAAGCAUUCAAGAUCAAGAUGAACUUUCAUCGCUCCUGCAAGUUCCAUUAGUUGCCGGCACAGUGAAUCGGGGAAGUGAAGUACUGGCUGCUGGCAUGGUAGUUAAUGAUUGGAUUUCAUUUGUGGGCAUGAAUACUACUGCUACAGAGAUUUCGGUGAUCGAAAGUGUCUUUAAGUUGAAUCAAGCACAACCUGCUACAGUCACAACGAAAUUGCGUGCUGCCCUUAUCGAAGACAUGUCGUAAAAUGUGUACGGAGAUCAAUAUUCAUGGAACCAAAGGAAUGCAAGUUUUUCCUUAUUUUGGAAUUGUUUUAAAUAGAUUAUGUUUUCCUUAUAUAUUGAUAUAAUUAUACAUAUGACUUUAAAAUUUCUGUUGUAAUGAAAUUUUAUUUUGUAGAAAACAAAUACUUUAAAACAAUAAAAUGUUGAAUUUUUCUACUUCAA